AUGGUAGAGUCAAAAUUAUUGCCAAUGACCGUGAAUUGGCCGUUCAAAGUCGUCAACAAUAAUGGUAAACCAUAUAUCAGUGUUGAAUACAAACAUAAAAAGAAAAUAUUUUUGCCCGAAGAAAUUUUAUCCAUAGUAUUAACAAAAAUGAAAGAAAUCGCAGAAGCUUUCCUUGAUACACAAGUUAAAAAUGCCAAAGGGUUUUCCAAAAAAUUUAAGAAAUAUAUCUCUUCCAAUGCACGUGCUAUCCGUCGUUUAAGAACGGCGUGUGAGCGUGCGAAAUGUGCACUUUCAGCAUCAUCGCGAACUUCCAUUAAAAUUGAUUCUCUCUUUGAAGGUAUUGACUUUUAUACCUCUUUGACACGUACCAGAUUUGAAGAAUUGAAUCAAGAUCUAUUCCGUUCUAUAAUCGAACCUAUUGAGAGAGUACUUCAAGAUGCUAAAAUUGACAAAAGUCAAAUUAACGAAAUUGUUUUGGUUGGUGGAUCAACACGUAUUCCCAAAAUUCAAAGAAUGAUAUCCAGAUUUUUUAAUGGCAAAGAACUAAAUAAGUUCAUCAAUCCCGAUGAGGCUGCAGCUUACGGUGCUGCAGUACAAGCUGCUAUUUCUGAAAAAACCCAAAAUAUACUUCUACUUGAUGUCACUUCUUUAUCUCUUGAUCUUGAUAAUCAGUCUAGAAUAUUACUUCGGAUAUAUGAAGGUGAAAGUACCCGAACAGGAGAUAACAACUUACUCAGAAAUUUUGAAUUUUUUUGUAUUAAGCCAGCACCAAAAGGUGUUCCAAAAAUUGAAUUACCUUUGAUAUUGAUGAAAAAAGUUUCUGCUGUUGAUAAAGCAACUGGCAGAUCAAAUAAGAUUACCAUUACUAAUGACAAAGGACGAUUAUCGAAGAAAGAAAUCGAACGCAUAGCUUCCGAGACUGAAAAAUAUCAUGCAGAAAGAAAGAAAAUUGCUCAAAAAUGCAAGCACGAAUGA
Molecule: messenger RNA, 975 nt
Organism: Rhizophagus irregularis DAOM 181602=DAOM 197198
Lineage: Eukaryota; Fungi; Glomeromycota; Glomeromycetes; Glomerales; Glomeraceae
Source: RefSeq, a predicted model, not a curated record